UCUCUGCACAGAGCACGGGACUCUUGCGCUUGUGUCCCUUGAACUCUUGCGCGAGCGCACUUUUGAUCCGCUUUUUCAAACUAUUUCUGCGCAAAGUCUAUGUACCCGAGACAGUUGUUUUAGCUAUGGCACUGAGACUUUCAUGGGUGAACUUGGAAAACUUUUGCUGACGCUCUAUUGGAGUUGGAACCGCCGUUUAGUAUAGUUGUGGAUUACUGAGACUCCGCCGAACACUGCGCGGGUGACCUUUGGCAUCUAUUUAUUGGGGGAUUCUGUUCUACGAAGCAAACUUCAGCUGAGGCCUUUGCCGUGAAGACCUUCGCCGACAUGGGGAGCAAAGCUUUGCCCGCGCCAAUCCCACUGCACCCGUCUCUCCAGCUGACUAACUACUCCUUCCUCCAGGCAGUCAACACGUUCCCCGCUGCUGUGGACCAGCUGCAGGGACUCUACGGCCUCAGCGCGGUACAGACCAUGCACAUGAACCACUGGACACUUGGCUAUCCACACAUGCAAGGACUGAGGUCGACUAUUACUGAAAUGGCCGCGGCCCAGGGCCUGGUAGACCCCAGGUUCCCCUUCCCAGCCUUACCCUUCGCUGCCGCUCACCUCUUCCACCCGAAGCAAGGGGCGCUUACGCACGUUCUCCCAUCACUGCACAAGGACAGGCCAAGGUUUGACUUUGCUAACCUUGCCAUCGCCGCCACCCAGGAGGACCCACCGAAAGCUGCUGAUCUUUCUAAGCUGACAGCGGGCCUCGGGGCCACGAUCUCUGAGCUGAACAAACUGUCCCCGGACAGAAAGCCCAGCAGGGGAAGGCUCCCGUCAAAGACGAAAAAGGAAUUUAUUUGUAAGUUCUGCGGCAGGCACUUCACCAAGUCCUACAACCUCCUAAUUCAUGAGAGGACCCAUACGGACGAACGGCCCUAUACCUGUGAUAUCUGUCACAAGGCCUUCAGAAGACAAGACCACUUGAGAGACCACAGAUACAUCCACUCUAAGGAAAAGCCGUUUAAAUGUCAAGAGUGUGGGAAGGGAUUUUGUCAGUCUCGAACUCUAGCAGUCCAUAAAACGUUACAUAUGCAGGAAUCUCCUCACAAAUGCCCCACAUGCGGAAGAACCUUUAAUCAAAGAAGUAACCUGAAAACUCACCUUCUUACCCAUACAGACAUCAAGCCCUACAGCUGUGACCGCUGCGGAAAGGUGUUUCGGCGCAACUGUGACUUGCGACGGCACAGUUUGACGCACACCCCUCAUCCGGACUACUAACCGAGCAGGAUGGACAACUAUGACAAACAAACAAUUUUUAAAAGGACAAACCUGCAUAUUCAACUCAACAACGUGUUUUUCUAUUCAACGGAGCAUCGCAUUGUGGACACAUAGGCCUACACGUACAAUGGACUGAUACCUCUCGAUUGAAAAAACAUGGAAUGUGCCAUCUUUCACCCCACCUGUAAAUAUCAACACCAUGUAAAUAAUGUUUUUUUUUCUUACUUUCAAUGAAAUGUUGUUUAAAAACAGACGUAAGUUUAAAAUAUGUUAAAUUGUAUUUUAGAAAUAAAGCAAGUUAAAUAUU
This is a messenger RNA of Osmerus eperlanus (European smelt), 1573 nucleotides long. RefSeq names its product odd-skipped related transciption factor 2 (gene osr2). Gene Ontology annotation, biological process: embryo development; regulation of transcription by RNA polymerase II; urogenital system development. Bases 328 to 1266 code for a protein of 312 amino acids. The record is from RefSeq and is a predicted model, not a curated record. Gene Ontology annotation, molecular function: DNA-binding transcription factor activity, RNA polymerase II-specific; RNA polymerase II transcription regulatory region sequence-specific DNA binding. Gene Ontology annotation, cellular component: nucleus. Lineage: Eukaryota; Metazoa; Chordata; Actinopteri; Osmeriformes; Osmeridae. The transcript is spliced from 4 exons.